AUGCAAUUGAACAAUAGUGCUUCGCAAUCUUCAUCAACUCAUCAAGUGAAAUUGCCUACGAUCCACUUACCUACAUUUGAGGGCGCUUUUGAUCAAUGGAUAAAAUUCCAUGAUACAUUCCAGUCAGUUAUCCAUAACAACGAAAGCAUUACCAGCAUCCAGAAAUUUCAAUAUUUAAAAGGAUGCUUAACGGGCACGGCAUCGGAAACUAUCAAGUCACUACCAAUCAGCGCGUCGAACUACGAGGUAGCGUGGGAGAGGCUUUGCAAGAGGUUUCAUAACAAGAAGCUCAUUGUUGAAAAUCAUUUGAAGGCAUUAUUCGGGCUAGGACAGGUUAAGAAGAAUUCACAUGUAUCCCUAAGAGAUCACUUGGACAAACUUUUGAACAACGUGCAGGCAUUAGGAGUACUGGCACAUCCCACCCUAGAUGACAUGUUGGUCUACAUAGCGGUAUCUAAAUUAGACUCAUUUACCAGGGAAAAAUGGGAAGAGGCCACGGUAAACAUCGAUUUUCCAACUUUCGAGCAACUGACGGAGUUUAUGCAGGAACGCUGCAAAAUACUAGAAUCUAGAACAAUAAAGGAGCCAAUUAAUCAGUCGAACAUAUCUCGGGAUCAAGGAAACACUAAACGCGUAGAUCGUGGCACGCCUCAGAAAUCUAAAAUAUCGUUCACAGCCGUUCAUCCUUCAUGUUCGCAGUGCCAAGGGGAACAUUAUCUUUCUAAUUGUGAUCAAUUCACAAGAUUGCCGGUAGAAGAAAGAUUUAACAUUGUAACAAGGUCCAAAUUGUGUAUUAACUGUUUGAGACCUAAUCACUUGGCGCGUUUCUGUCGCAGUUCGAGAUGCAAGAGGUGUAAUGGGAAACACCACACCACAUUACAUAAUCACGACCACACCUCUGCGGUCGAAAAGGUGCGUUCAACACAACCAGCAGGAAACAUAUCGGCUACAGCAGCAACACACACUCAGGAACACGAAAUUGAAUCAUACUUGUCGCAUUCGGAAAAGGUAUUUCUUGUACGUUGUAAUGAAGUACUUUUAUCAACUGCCGUGGUAGAUGUUGAGAAUGCGCAAGGAAAAUAUGAAUCUUGCAGAAUACUGUUGGACAGUGCAGCGCAGUCUAAUUUCAUCACUGAACGUUUUGCGGAAAUGUUACGGUUAAAACGGGAAGAUGUACAUAUUCCCAUUGUGGGUAUAGGAAAUUGCAACACAAAGGUAAAUCAACGAGUGAGUACGAUCAUGAAAUCGCGAACAACUGAAUACAAGAUUAAAAUAAGCUUUUUAGUAAUACCAAAUAUUACAAGUAGACUGCCUUCGGUGGACUUUUCUGCUCGCAUUAUUUCAAUACCGGACAACAUCAUAUUAGCUGAUCCACACUUCAGUCAAGCGCGACCAGUUGAUGCAUUGCUUGGUGCGGAAAUAUUCUGGGAAUUAAUUUGCAUUGGGCAGAUAAACGUGGCAUCGCAUUCGAAACUUCGGCUACAAAAAACAUUGCUAGGGUGGGUGAUAUCUGGACAAGUGCCAUUGAGGAUUACAAAUGAUCGCACUGCCCACGUUGUAAGGGCUUGUUGUGCAACUACCGAUCUAAACCUAAAAAUUCAACGAAAAGAUCCCAUUUGGUCGCCAGAUGAAAAGUUCUGCGAAAUUCAUUUCUCUCAAGAGACGAGAAGGGGCAUAGAUGGUAAAUUUAUAGUUUCAUUUCCAUUUAAGUCGUCAAUUCAAAACUUGGGAGAUUCAAGGAGUAUGGCGCAAGGGCGAUUUAUGGCGUUAGAACGGCGGCUCCAAAGGCAGACUUCACUUAAGGAUCAGUACGAAGAAUUUAUGCAAGAAUACAUCAAUCUUGGCCAUAUGUCGGAAGUAUCGGAAACUACAACGAAGAAGAGUAUUUUCUUCCUCACCAUUCGGUAA
This is a messenger RNA of Photinus pyralis (common eastern firefly), 1908 nucleotides long. RefSeq lists its product as uncharacterized. NCBI's taxonomy places the organism in Eukaryota, Metazoa, Arthropoda, Insecta, Coleoptera, Lampyridae. The coding region runs from base 1 to 1908 and encodes 635 amino acids. The transcript has a single exon. The record is from RefSeq and is a predicted model, not a curated record.